Messenger RNA from Megalops cyprinoides (Indo-Pacific tarpon), 2732 nucleotides. RefSeq names its product endoplasmin. NCBI's taxonomy places the organism in Eukaryota, Metazoa, Chordata, Actinopteri, Elopiformes, Megalopidae. The record is from RefSeq and is a predicted model, not a curated record. Gene Ontology annotation, biological process: protein folding. Gene Ontology annotation, molecular function: ATP binding; ATP-dependent protein folding chaperone; ATP hydrolysis activity. The transcript has 18 exons. The coding region runs from base 107 to 2509 and encodes 800 amino acids.
GCCCGGGUUGCGGGGAGGAAAAGGACUUCUGCUAACACUAAGCUAUCUUUGUAUCUUCAGAAGUAUUAUCUGCGUACUUAGCUAGAGAUCUCAUCCUUUUACAGAUAUGAAACGGUUGUGGAUUAUAGGUCUCGUCUGUGCUCUCCUGGCAUUUACUGCCGCAAGAGCAGACGACGAAGUAGACGUGGAUGGCACAGUGGAGGAAGACUUGGGCAAAAGCCGGGAUGGGUCCAGGACAGAUGACGAGGUGGUUCAGAGGGAGGAGGAGUCCAUCCAGCUGGACGGGCUGAACGCGGCUCAGAUAAAGGAGCUGCGGGAGAAGUCGGAGAAGCACGCCUUCCAGGCCGAGGUCAACCGCAUGAUGAAGCUGAUCAUCAACUCCCUGUAUAAGAACAAGGAGAUCUUCCUCAGAGAGCUGAUAUCCAAUGCCUCUGAUGCCCUGGAUAAGAUCCGCUUGCUCUCCCUGACCAAUGAGGACGCCCUUGCCGGUAACGAGGAGCUGACAGUCAAAAUCAAGUCUGAUAAGGAGAAGAACAUGCUCCACAUCACGGACACAGGCAUCGGCAUGACCAGAGAGGACCUGGUGAAGAACCUGGGAACCAUCGCCAAGUCUGGCACCAGCGAGUUCCUCAACAAGAUGACGGAGAUGCAGAGCGAGGGCCAGUCCACCUCCGAGCUCAUCGGCCAGUUCGGCGUGGGCUUCUACUCCGCCUUCCUGGUGGCCGACAAGGUCAUCGUCACCUCCAAGCACAACAACGGCACCCAGCACAUCUGGGAGUCCGACUCCAACGAGUUCUCCGUCAUCGAGGACCCCCGCGGGAACACGCUGGGCAGGGGAACCACCAUCACGUUGGUGAUGAAGGAGGAGGCAUCAGAUUACCUUGAGCUGGAGACCAUUAAGAACCUGGUGAGGAAAUACUCCCAGUUCAUCAACUUCCCCAUCUACGUCUGGAGCAGCAAGACGGAGACCGUGGAGGAGCCCAUCGAUGAGGAGGCCGAGGCUGAAGAGGAGAAGAAGGAUGCCACUGAGGAUGAAGCAGAAGUGGAGGAAGAGGAGGAGGACAAGGACAAGCCAAAGACGAAGAAAGUGGAGAAGACGGUGUGGGACUGGGAGCUGAUGAACGACAUCAAGCCCAUCUGGCAGAGGCCGGCGAAGGAGGUGGAGGAGGAAGAGUACAAAGCCUUCUACAAGACCUUCUCACGGGACACAGACGAACCCCUCUCCCACAUCCACUUCACCGCCGAGGGAGAGGUCACCUUCAAGUCUAUCCUGUUCGUGCCCGCAGCAGCGCCCCGAGGGCUUUUCGACGAGUACGGGUCCAAGAAGAACGACUUCAUCAAGCUGUUUGUCCGCAGAGUUUUCAUCACAGACGACUUCCACGACAUGAUGCCCAAAUACCUGAAUUUCGUCAAGGGCGUGGUCGACUCUGACGACCUCCCUCUGAACGUGUCGAGAGAGACGCUGCAGCAGCACAAGCUGCUGAAGGUCAUCCGCAAGAAGCUGGUGCGCAAGACCCUGGACAUGAUCAAAAAGAUCGCCGAGGAGCAGUACAACGAGAAGUUCUGGAAGGAGUUCGGCACCAACAUCAAGCUGGGCGUGAUCGAGGACCACUCCAACCGGACGCGGCUGGCCAAGCUGCUGCGCUUCCAGACCUCCCACAGCGAGUCGGGGCUCUCCAGCCUGGAGCAGUAUGUGGAACGUAUGAAGGAGAAGCAGGACAAGAUCUACUUCAUGGCCGGGACCAGCAGGAAGGAGGCGGAGUCUUCUCCUUUCGUGGAGAAGCUGCUGAAGAAGGGUUACGAGGUGAUCUACCUGACGGAGCCUGUGGACGAGUACUGCAUCCAGGCCCUGCCCGAGUUCGACGGCAAGCGUUUCCAGAACGUGGCCAAGGAGGGCGUGAAGUUCGAGGAGAGUGACAAGGCCAAGGAGAAGAGGGAAGCCCUGGAGAAGGAGUUUGAACCCCUCACCACCUGGUUGAAAGACAAGGCUCUGAAGGAUAAGAUUGAGAAGGCCAUCCUCUCCCAGAGGCUGACUGACUCUCCCUGCGCCCUCGUGGCCAGUCAGUAUGGCUGGUCUGGAAACAUGGAGAGGAUCAUGAAGGCACAGGCCUAUCAGACAGGAAAGGACAUCUCCACGAAUUACUAUGCAAGUCAGAAGAAGACCUUGGAAAUCAACCCCAAGCAUCCUCUCAUCAAAGAGAUGCUGAAGAGAGCCUCAGAGGACCCUGAGGAACAGACAGCCGCGGACCUGGCCGUGGUUCUGUUCGAGACCGCCACCCUGCGGUCGGGCUACCAGCUGGCCGACACCAAAGCUUACGGAGACCGGAUAGAGCGCAUGCUGAGGCUCAGCAUGAACGUGGACCUCAGUGAGCAGGUGGAGGACGAACCAGAGGAGGAGGCUGAAGAACCAGCAGAGGAUGAAGAGGGUGAAGAUGAAGAGGAAGUAAAAGCAGAGGAGGAGGAGGAGGAAUCGGAGGAAACGGCCACAGCGGAGAAAGAUGAAUUGUAAAGCACUGAAUCGGGGGAGGGCUGGGGAGCGAGACUGGGAGCAGAACCACGACUGGAUCCAUCAUGGCCACUCUGCUCUGGGAGGGGGGCUGCUUGGGACAGGGGUUUUUUAAGGGCCGUUUGUUUUUUUUUUGUUUGUUUGUUUUUUUUUUUUUACAUUCUUCAUGACUGUAAAUUUGUUAAUAUUUAACUGACCUGAUUAUGGAAUGAUGGCAUCCUGUCAU